AUGCGGAUGAAAAGCCUGAACACAAGCCCGAAGACAAGCCCGGAGAUAAACAAGCCCGGAGAUAAGUCCAAAGACAAGCUGGAAGUCAAGCCGAAAGACAGACCGGAAGACAAGCCUGUAGACAAGCAGCAAAACAAGCCUGAACACAAGCCCAAAUACAAGCCCGAAGACAAGCCCAAAGACAAGCUUGAAGACAGGCCCGAAGACAAGCUUGAAGACAGGCCCGAAGACAAGCCGGAAGAAAAGUCCAAAGACAACCCCGAAGACAAGACGGAAGACAGGCCGGAAGACAAGCCCGAAGACAAGCUCCCUGAAAAGAAGCCUGAACACAAGUACGAAGACAAGCCCGGAGAUAAGUCCAAAGACAAGCUGAAAGUCAAGCCGGAAGACAGACCGGAAGACAAGCCUGAAGACAAGCAGCAAAACAAGCCUGAAGACAAGCCCAAAUACAAGCCCGAAGACAAGCCCAAAGACAAGCUUGAAGACAGGCCCGAAGACAAGCCGGAAGAAAAGUCCAAAGACAACCCCGAAGACAAGCCGGAAGACAGGCUGGAAGACAGGCCGGAAGACUAGCCGGAAGACAAGCCCGAAGACAAGCAGCAAGACAAGCCCGAAGACAAGCAGCAAAAAAGUGCACACGAGCUGCCACAACAGAUGGUGAAUUCGACAGUCGGCGGUAAAAAGUGGAAAAAAUAUGAGUGAAAUUCGCAAAUCAGUGACACAA
Messenger RNA from Nematostella vectensis (starlet sea anemone), 724 nucleotides. Its product is annotated as protein TsetseEP-like. The transcript is spliced from 3 exons. Bases 1 to 573 code for a protein of 190 amino acids. NCBI's taxonomy places the organism in Eukaryota, Metazoa, Cnidaria, Anthozoa, Actiniaria, Edwardsiidae. The record is from RefSeq and is a predicted model, not a curated record.